UCGCCAUUCUACACGCGAUCACUUUUCACUCGGGUGGAGCUCAUUUGAACUUUUCUUCAGUUAUUUUCGGCCCAGUAUGCUUCGGUUGUCAUGUCUACAGAUAGAAUCGAGCCGAUGAAUUAAGCGUAAGAAGUUUUCCCUUCAAUGAGGACAGGUCGUGAUAGCUUUGAACAGUUUUCUUCUUUUAGACUAUAAGAAGAUUUUAGUCUUUGUCUGACAACCGGCCAUUAAGAUGGGAACAAAUGAAGAAAAGCAAGAAAAAUGUGGAACCAUCUGCCUGAAGUACCUGCUCUUCACAUUCAACUUCCUGUUUUGGUUGGCAGGAGGUGCUGUGAUGGCAGUGGGCAUCUGGACAUUAGUGGAAAAGAGUGACUACAUCAGUUUGCUCUCAUCAAAGAUCUACGCUGUCUCUGCUUACAUUCUGAUCGUGGCCGGAGCGAUCGUCAUGGUAACGGGGGUGUUGGGCUGCUGUGCCACUUUCAAGGAGCAGAGACGUCUAUUGAGAGUGUAUUUUGUGUUGCUGCUGUGUAUUUUUAUGCUGGAGAUUCUGGCUGGAGUUUUGGCGUACAUUUAUUACCAGCAGCUGAAUGAGGAGCUGAGGGAGAACCUGAGGGAGACCAUGGUUCAGCAGUACCAUCAGCCCGAGCAGGAUCAUGUGACAAAGGCUGUAGACAAACUGCAGCAGGAGUUCAAGUGUUGUGGCAGUAAUAGCUCGUCUGAUUGGACAGAUAGUGUGUGGAUUCGCUCCAUUGCGUCUGACGGUCGGGUCGUCCCGGACAGCUGCUGUAAGAGCCCGUCUGAUCGUUGCGGUCAGAGAGAUCACCCCUCAAACAUCUAUAAAGUAGAGGGCGGCUGCAUUACAAAACUGGAGAACUUCAUUCUGAAUCAUCUACAGAUCAUUGGUGCUGUGGGAGUGGGUGUGGCCUGUGUGCAGAUCGUUGGCAUGGUCUUCACGUGUUGCCUGUACAGGAGUCUGAAAUCGGAGCCGUACUGAACAUGCUCCGCAUCCUCCACUUCAUUAUCAUGUGCCACACAUGUGCUUUAAACAGGAGGUUUGACAGCCACUUCCAUUCUGCUGAGAGUCUCCUUUUGAUAUAAUACUUGUUACUUCAUGAUUAUGUAUCAAAUCAAUGUUCACUACAACUGACACACACGUAUAAACUGUAUGUUAUAUGCACUGUUUUUAUAAUUCGUGACACGCAUUUCAAAUACUACUGAGAUUGAAAUAUUAUUGAUUGGAGGGAUUUAAGGAACUUCAGCACAUUUUGUUGUUUUAUACAUGAAAACCUAUAUAAAAAUGUGUUGUUUCAUCUCUCUCUGUGUGCGCUUGUUUUUUUAUGAAGAUCAUUACUGUUAUUUGAAAUAUUUAAUGUAGAACGACAUUAUCUUUAAUAUGAAUAAAACUGGACUGUCCAUUCAUCCAUCAGAAUGUAAUAUAUCUGCUGUCAGUUUUUGUUAAUGUCAAUUUAAUUAUAAAAAGAUGAGGAAAUAAGAAAACAGACCAAAAACUGUUGUCAGUACACUCCUGAGUUUGUAUGAGUGUACAGUAGCUACUGUAACCUGCUAAACCAGUAUAGAUACUGUACAUGAGGGUGGGGUUGUAAGAUUCAUCUAAUUCCAUUCACAUAACGCAGUAAAACUGACGAGACUAAAGUAGGGACACGCUGCUUUUACAGCCAAAUAUGUUUCUUGGAGCAGCAUUUCAAUAAGCGCCGACCCUGUAGUAUCAUGAUAUUCUGUGUUUCAAGAGCAUACUGGGGCUGCGUCUCAACUUGCAUUAUAUCCCUAAAUAUUAUGCAGGAUUACAAUUAGUGCAUCCCAAAUCAAUGUUAGAAGUAGUAUUCCAAAUUUUACCAGAUUCCAGUGGACUUAAAGUGUGAAUGUGUGCAUGCUUUUUCACCUGAAAUUACACAACCACAAGAAAGGUUUAGCACAGUGGUAUCAAGACAUUUUGAUGACUUGGCAGUAUUAAUUAAAACCGGUGUAAUAAAAGUGCACUGUCCAUCAACAGAAAAUCCAUAAUUUAUUAAGUACCUAAAAUGAUGUUCUGAAUAUCUUUAGAAGAUUUGAUGUCACUUUGGCAACUCCAGUGAUUAUUUAAUUCUCAAAAGCUCCGCUCAUGGGGUAAAUAAAGGCCCCUUCAGAAAAUGGUGCACCAUUUCCUGAGCAAUUCAAUCUGAAGUAUUCUAUAAACAAAUGAAUCUCCAUUGUGAUUGGAUCAGUAAUGUGAAGCCCACUUCAAACAUCCCUUACAACAAAUCUGUUCCACCCUCUUAAAGGUACACUCAGUAACUUUUGUCUUUAUGUCAUCUUGGACUUACACUGACACCUAGUGUUUUGGAUGCAGCAUCAUUUCAAAUCAAUAGUUUUCAGUUUCAGAUGUCAUAGAAAUGUGUUCACAGUCAGACAUGAUUACUUUAAUCAAUAAGUGAAAGUGUCCAAUAACAGGACGGUUACUGAGAUUAAGUGAGUAGUAUUCGGCUGGUCAUGUGAUUGUAACAUGUGUGGACCCUCUUCAUGUAGAAUAA
Molecule: messenger RNA, 2528 nt
Organism: Xyrauchen texanus (razorback sucker)
Lineage: Eukaryota; Metazoa; Chordata; Actinopteri; Cypriniformes; Catostomidae
Gene: cd151l
Product: CD151 antigen, like
Exons: 8
Coding region: 233-994 (253 amino acids)
Cellular component (GO): membrane
Source: RefSeq, a predicted model, not a curated record